This is a messenger RNA of Drosophila hydei, 3039 nucleotides long. RefSeq lists its product as uncharacterized. Gene Ontology annotation, molecular function: phosphatase binding. Gene Ontology annotation, biological process: negative regulation of phosphatase activity. NCBI's taxonomy places the organism in Eukaryota, Metazoa, Arthropoda, Insecta, Diptera, Drosophilidae. The coding region runs from base 118 to 1470 and encodes 450 amino acids. The transcript is spliced from 2 exons. The record is from RefSeq and is a predicted model, not a curated record.
UUAACAUUUUGUUGAAUUUACAUGUUUUCUAUUGUUAAAUAUUUUCAAUAAUUAAUUUUAAUAACUCUUGGUUUGUAUCUUCAACAAAAUUUCUAAGUUAGUUAAGAGACCUUCUCUAUGAAGAGCACCCAUAGCUGGAGAAAUGCGCCCACGUACCAAAGUGGCAACUGGUAUUGGGACAAGAAGAGCGACAGUUUGCAUUUCGAGGCCCACAAUGAUUUGAAAGAUGAGAUGGAUCGAUAUAUUGAGACAAAUGGCUAUAAGUUUCUGCGGACAAUUACCACAGCGGAGGAGGUGAUCUUUCAUCAGAACUUUGCUCGUCCGGAGACAUCAUACGAUUACGAGACAAUUGUAAGCAUAGAUGUUCGAAAUCUGGUCCUGUUUUUAAUGCCCAAAGAGUUUCUGACAAAGAAGUUUAUCGAGUUUAUGCAUACUACAGAAGUAAGCAGAUUACUAAAUAGCCUAAUUAUGUACUUUGCAUAUUUUCUACGUUUGGUGGAGCUCAUAUUGAUCCGCAGGGAUGAGCUCAAUGGCAACAUGGGCAUUAUUCAGAGCGAGCAAACGGUCGAAACGAGACGAAUGUUCUCGAUCCAUUUGAGUCAAUAUCGCAUGCUGGUGGGCCGUAACUACAGCGUGAUCCUCAUGGACGAGGGCAAGGUAGAUCACUCGAACAAGUGCGGUAGCAUAACAAUAAGCGAUAACUUGAUUCAGGAACAAUUUCUAGCAGUAGCCACGCAGAUAGUGUGGAUAUCAAUGCAUAGGAUGGCAUACGACGUGAUCGAGAUGGAGAUGAAUCGAUUAUUUCGCUCAGAGCAUUUUAUUAUAAAUAAACCGGGAUAUUUAAAGUUCACGGCAGCGGAAAAAAGCUUGCUUUAUGGGCGCCGGAAUAAGAUUGUUAACUGUCUCGCACAAGUCUCGCCACUGAUACAGGAGCUGGAGCAUGUACCUAAUGAGGAUCUGCCCAUCCUGUGGAUAGGUGAGCGCAAAUAUUGUGGAACGGAUAUACGCAUUGCCACACUUGAGUUGGAGUAUAUUGUGCCCAAUCAACAACUGCAUCUGAUUGACGUCAGUCGUGGUAUUAUGGGACAUCCAAAAAGAUUCUACGACACACUUCUCAACCUAAACUGGUCAGCGGUCCGCGAGGAACACUACUCACUUGAGAAUGAUCCGUAUCACAUAUUGCGACAACCCCAUCUGCAACUGCCAAACAUUAACGAGCCGACAAUACGAAUAAUGUCCAAGCACUGUGAACAUUUCCUCAAGCUUCAUCGUAUGAACGAAUCCAUAAGUCGGAAAAUGCUCUCCAAGUGGCUCCGCCGUGAGAGCAUCAUCAGCUCCGCCAACGGAAUGGUCGGGGUUGACAUCUAUAAUCGCUGUAAAAAUGAUUUAGCGGACAGCUCUUAUGGCCCACCAAUAAGAGAAAUUAUCAGCAAUUAUUUCAAAGUCGUUACCAAGCUUCGAAAGGAAUGAUGCGAGCAAUGAGAUCUUGACACUCGGCUCAGUUGCCCGUCAAGUGCAACAAUCUGAAGCCGAACAGGUCUCAUGCGCUGCAAGGUUAUAGCUGGUAGAUUGAUGUGAUAUAUACAAUAUGAGGGAAGUCGGAAAAAAAAAACUGAUUUAGCUCAGUCUGUCUGUUUUUUGUAGUUUCUGGUAUGGCACUCGCAGAUCAAGUUUACUUGAAAUAAUCGAUAACCAUUUCCGUCUUAAUGUUAUCGAUACAAAACAUCGAAAAUCAGGCUAUAAUGUGUUUUCAAAAAUGCACGUAACAGGCAGCAGGACGCGUGCCAUAGCCCAUGAAGUAGAAAUAUUCUUGAUCAGGGCAACAAAUUGAGUCGAUCUAAUAAUGUCCGUCAGCGAUCUCGUAAGGCACAAAAGCUAUCGACUAUAUUAUUUUACAAUAUAGAAAUUUGAAAUGUGUACUUUUGUAUACCAUACGCAGCCCAAGCAUAUCUUUUUUUCCGUAUCGAGAGUACCACAUUUACUGUACCCCACAGUGGCUUUGUGUAUUUGGAUUUUAGAUACUUGAUCUCUUGCCCUCAGAAAACGCACUUCCAUACAGGCUUACAGGCUUACAGGCUUACAGGCUUUUGAUUUGGCAAAUAUACACAUAUGUCAUUAUCACGUUCUGACCAUUUUAACAAAAGUCAUUAUCCGGAAGAAAAAUUAUUCAACAACUAAGUGUCCUUAGCAUGUGCAUGUGUGAACAUGUGUUGUUGGCAAUGUGUGCAUACCAUCAUCGUAGAAUGAUUUGAAUACCAUCUCCUCGCAGAGUUCAGGGUAUUUUUUAUUUUGAAUUCAUUUUGUUUGCAAAUCAAAUAACCAAAUUCAAUACGUUUAUACUAAAUUUUCUAAGCUUAUUAUAGAUAUGCUAACAAUUAAUGCAGUUUAACAGACUGUUUCUAUUCUGUAGCUAUGAUAAUUGAUAGCUGUCGAUGAUAGCUGUUCUCUGUAUAAAAUAUCUUCAACUAUUCAACACAAAAAUUUAGUCUUUAAGUCGGAAAUAAAAAGCAUUCUUUUCAAAUUGAGUGGACGAGCGAAUUACACAUAAGCUGUAAACAUUAUAGAGAUUUUGUUUGUCAGCUAUUUGCAAGAGCUGCUUUGCUCGAUAUACGCUGACUGCUGCUCAAAAUAAAUGAAAAAUCUGCUGCACAGAAUUUAAAUGUAAUGUAAAUGCAAUAUGCAACAGCAUUCAAUUCUUUCGAGUGGCUCUCGUCUUCUGGCAUGCGAGUCGAAUAUUUGCGUUGCAGUCCCACAAUGUGGGACUCAUCCGUUAGACAAAGCAUAACAAAAAUAUCUCCCAAAACACAAAUAUUUAAAGCCAACGGGAAAUGUUUUUCAAUAUUUAAAUUAAACAAGUUAAGCGGGCAAUGGUCGCAAAUACAGUUUCAAACGUUUACGGUCAACAAAUUUUCUCUUUAUGCCGCUAUAAAAUCCAACUUUUUAUCUCCAAAGUUGUGCGUACUACGGGUACACUACGAAAUUUUAAAACGAUUUGACAAUUAAACAAACCAAACAUUGUCAAAAAUUAAAAAAAAAAAA